CUACAGCCUACAGCCCACACAAUCUAGUAUAUUUGUACAGUGUGUUGUAGGGUAACAUUGUGCUGUUCUCCGUUAAUUUGUAACGUUGUAACAUAAUUUAUGGUUGUAAGUUAUCGGACAUGCCCGACAAACAGCGUAAGAUUGGUCGUUAGAGCUCUCACUCCAUUACCCAGGAUUCUCGUUGUAAAGUAAACUUGUUUGGACAUAUCGAGGGAAAACUGUCCAGGGGCAACAGCAUGAUUAAUUAGCUUCUUUUUUUACUACCUCUCUCAGUGGGACACAAUACAUAGUUCACUAAUCAAUAAGAGCGAUGGCAGAACUUAAACCUUGUAAAGUAUGCAACUUCAGCCGUCAAAAAUCUGUUGGACUUGUAGUGUCUACAUUGGAUCAACUCAAAGUGAAAGGAGGUGAAACUUUAGGAUUCUCCUCCGACACGUCUGUCUCAGUGGUGCUUGAGGAUGAUGGGACUAUUGUGGAAGAUGAUGCAUAUUUCCUGUGUUUACCUGUCAACACAAAGUUCAUGCUGUUGCAUGAGAAAGAGUCUUGGGCCCCUAUCAAUAAAUUUGACGGUGGCACUGCCUGGUUAAGCCGAGAAUCCAUAGCCCUGGAUGAGGAUGAAGUGGAUACGAUGCUCAGUGGAACAGAUGCCUGGCAGAGUCUUGCUGCCCAGCUGAAGCACAACCUUGCCAGCGUAAUUCUGUUGUCUGAUGAUGAGCUCCAGACCCUGGUGGACGUGCCAUGCACAGACCUGGCUUCAGCGUUGGGCUUUCCUCAGAAGAAGGCUCAAGCCCUGCAGGACACGCUCCAGACUGUCCUGGACCGGAGAGAGGAGAGCAGGCAGUCCAAAGAGCUGCUGCAGCUUUACCUGAAGACUGUGGAAAAAGAACGAGAGCAAGAGGCCAGUCAAGAGGGGCAAGAUGAUGAUGCCAUUGAGACCGAUGAUAUGGAUGAGGUGGACUCAGUGUCAGGGUUUCACACUAGGACGCUGAUGGUCUUGAAGGGCAAGACAAGCCCAGAGACACGGCUCUCCAAUGAAGAGCUACAGAUGGUGGUGAAUAAGGGUGCUGCCUCCAUAGGGCAAAUACUUGGCUUUGACGCAGAGAGGACCGCCGCCCUGGUGCAGGCUUGCGAGGCUGAAUUGGAGGGUCGUCUCCAGAAAGUCCAGGCUCUCGCAUCUCUCAGCGCUCAGUCCCAACAGCCCAGCGACGCAUCAGGCACAGAGGACACAGACAAGACCGAGGCCAAACGCAGCAAAUAGAGUAGGAAACAAAAAACUGGACUUCAGGAAUAGCUGUAGUUAUUCUUAAUCAUCUCAUAAGGGGUACUUUGCAGCAAGGAUAAUCAUGACUGACCAAAUUAUAUGUUUAGUGUAGUAGAGACAAAGAUUUUUGUUGUAUUUUAUUUUUUUACUGCAUGACAUUAUUUCAUAAGAAUGUGUUCUGAUCUGAAAGGAUUGAUGAAUGAAUUGCUGUCAGUACAUCUUGUGUGACGACAGUUCGGGAAAAAAAGAAAGAAAUUCACCAUUUAUCAAUUUCACCACCUAAAACCCAAUAUUUGCCUUUUCAGAAAAAAAUAUGUCGUUCUCUCAUGGAGGAUUAAACGAGGACAAAAUCACUGCCUUCUCAAAUGAACGCCGGUGGGACGUGUUUCGCAGUGCCAAUUUCUCCUGUUGACUCAGAGCAUUCCAUAUUUAUCUAGUAUUGUCCCGCACAAUACACCUGCUCUUAUGGUGUUUUUCUCUUGUGAGUGUGAGUCACAGACUCUAGCCCUUAAAAGGCAGUGUUUUUCUUCUUUGUUUUUUUCCCUCAUUUUCCUUGUUUGUGACCCCAUCAUCUUUGCAGCAAUAAGGCACACAUGGCACUCAGUGGGUCUCCCUGCACCUGCGGCAACAAGAUCUUGCCACUUUCAUGUUAUGGGAAAUUUAUUAGAAAUAAGUAGAUGUUUACUUAAAUUAUGAAAAUGCCUGUAAGCAACACCAUUUAAAAACUGACUGAGCUCCACUAGAUGGAAAAUUAGCACAGACUCUCAUCAUACCUAUGCAAAUGUCAGCAUGAGCAAUUUUAAAGCUCUCUGAAUAGAGAGGACUUAAGGACUUUUUUGUAGAUUUUGUACUGUUUUAUGAAAAUGUAUUAUACCCUGUGUAGUAUAUGCUUGAAUGGGUUCUGUCUAAUUAGGCGCCAGCCUCUACCAUUAAAUUUGAAUGUGUUUAGAA
Molecule: messenger RNA, 2212 nt
Organism: Sardina pilchardus (European sardine)
Lineage: Eukaryota; Metazoa; Chordata; Actinopteri; Clupeiformes; Clupeidae
Gene: dffa
Product: DNA fragmentation factor, alpha polypeptide
Exons: 6
Coding region: 311-1258 (315 amino acids)
Biological process (GO): regulation of apoptotic process; apoptotic process
Source: RefSeq, a predicted model, not a curated record